Podarcis raffonei (Aeolian wall lizard) is the source of this 3545-nucleotide messenger RNA. It is a transcript of the gene LNX1, whose product is annotated as ligand of numb-protein X 1. Gene Ontology annotation, biological process: ubiquitin-dependent protein catabolic process. Bases 638 to 2980 code for a protein of 780 amino acids. The transcript has 13 exons. Lineage: Eukaryota; Metazoa; Chordata; Lepidosauria; Squamata; Lacertidae. Gene Ontology annotation, molecular function: protein binding; ubiquitin-protein transferase activity; metal ion binding. The record is from RefSeq and is a predicted model, not a curated record. Gene Ontology annotation, cellular component: cytoplasm.
CAUCGUCAGCUGUAAUGCACAUGAUCGUUCUUUAGCUAAUCUCUGUUCAAACUGGUUUUGGAGCCAUUACAAAAACGUGCAAAAUCCUGCUGACCAGAGAAAACAACAGGAUGAGUGCACAGGGGACAUAACAUUUCCUCUGACUUGCCACUGUCGGGUCUCCCCUUUUGCCUUGUUUAGAGUUGUUGCUCUUGCAAAGUUCCAUUUCCUACCUCUGAGUUCACAUCCUCCUCGUUUCCUUGUUUCUUCCCUCUUCUUUGCAGGAGAAUUGUACUCUGAGAAGCCACAGCACUUCUCCCCGCGGCCAGUGGCUCUUCCAUCCCCACGCAGCUCUGUUAGAUGUAGAGGACCCAAGUCCAUGUGACCAGCUUCACAAGGUAUCAGAUUGGGAGCUCAAAUGCCUUGUUGUUGAACGCCUUGUCGUCGGGCUAGACAUCUGUUGAAGAAGGCUGCUCCCUUUUCUUUUCUUCUGGUCGGGAUGUACCUUAUGACCCUGCAAAUGAAUUGAAAAUCUAGUUGCAUACACUGGUAACGAAAGGUUUGAAGACCCAAAGGAACAGUGGGCAGUUUUGUGGAUUAAGAUUAACAUCUGGACAGAAGUUACAUUUUCUUUACCCUUCGUGCCAUUUACCCCAAGAUGAGUCAAAAAGACCCAUCAGAAGGAGUGGAAGGAAGCUCAGAAGAACCUUUAUGUUUGAUCUGUGGCCAGCCCCACUUCCCAGAAGAGAACCAUGUCUAUAGCUACACAGAAGAUGUGGAUGACGAUCUCAUCUGCCACAUUUGCUUGCAACCGCUGCUUCAACCUCUGGACACGCCAUGCGGCCACACCUACUGCACAAUUUGCCUUACGGAUUUCCUAGUGGAAAAAGACUUUUGCCCAGUGGAUCGCAAAACUCUGACCCUACAGUCUUGCAGAAAGUCAAGCAUAUUAGUCAAUAAACUCUUGGAUAAACUAAUGGUUAGCUGCCCUUUCACAGAGCACUGCUCGGAGGUCGUGCAACGCUGUAACCUUGAGCAGCAUUUUCAGAAUGGGUGUAAAGGAGCAUCUCAUUACGGCCUUACCAAGGAACGAAAACGGCGUUCGCAGGAUGGAUCUCCUGAUUCUAAUGCCCCUUUAACUGUAGCUGCCCUUGGCCCUGAGCUCUCUGCUUCUGCCACCAUCGCCUUAAUGACAGAUGAGCCAGGCCUAAUCAAUCCAGCCUUUAGCACCACCUCAGAAGACAGCCAGUCAGGAGCCACCUCUGCAGAUCUCCACAGAAGCAACCAAACUAGAACUCGACAUUUUGAACGUUCUUCUAUAAGGAGCAGGUCUUUUAAAAAAAUAAACAGAGCUUUUAGUGUUCUUCGGAGGACAAAAAGUGGGAGUGCCGUUGCUAACCACGCCGAGAGGGAGAGUGUUGACCAUUUGGUUGCCUUGGAGGAAGAUCCAGUGCACCCCGCCCCACAAACACACGCAGCAAAAUCACGAAGCAGAAUCGGCAAAAGCAAGACAGAAAGUAUACUUCUCUCUAGGUUUGGCAGUUCAUCGCUAUGUAAGAGAUGGAAGUUUGAGGGGACAAAGCAAGUCUUCCCAAGGCUAUACCACCUCAUCCCAGAUGGUGAAAUUACCUGCAUUAAGAUCAGCCGCAGUGAUCCCAACGAAAGCCUUGCCAUUCGGAUUGUGGGAGGCAGCGAAACGCCAUUGGUUCACAUCAUCAUACAGCACAUCUACCGAGAUGGAAUCAUUGCCAGGGAUGGAAGGUUGCUGCCAGGGGACAUGAUACUAAAGGUAAAUGGCAUAGACAUCAGAAACGUGCCGCACAGCUACGCCUUGUCGGUCCUGAGGCAACCUUGCCAAGUCCUCCGGCUCACCGUACUCAGAGAGCAGAGGUACCGAUGCCGAAACAGUGGACUUUCUCUGGACAUUCCCUGCAACAGGGACGACAGUUUUCAUGUGGUUCUGAACAAAAGCAGCCCGGAUGAGCAGCUGGGCAUCAAGCUGGUCCGCAAGGCUGAUGAGACUGGGGUGUUUGUUUUCAACUUGCUGGAAGGAGGCGUUGCCGCCCGCGACGGGCAGCUUCAGGAGAAUGACAGGGUUUUGGCAAUUAAUGGGCACGAUCUUCGAUACGGAAGUCCAGAAAGUGCAGCCCAGCUGAUACAGGCUAGUCAGAAGCGAGUUCACUUCACUGUGUCUCGGCAAACCAGGCAACAGACUCCUGAUAUCUUGCAGGAGGCUGGAUGGGAUUACAAUGGUAGCCACCAGCUCUUCCCCUCUCUGAGGAACAAUCCUAACAAGACUGGCCUCCAUGCGGUCACUUGUCAUGAAAAGGUGGUGGUCGUCCGGAAAGACAACGCAGAGUCGCUGGGGAUGACUGUGUCGGGUGGUGCCUUCUCCCACAGGGAAUGGGAUUUGCCUAUCUACGUUAUAAGUGUUGAACCAGGCGGAGUCAUCAGCAGAGAUGGCAGGAUCAAAACAGGUGAUAUUCUGCUCAAUGUGAAUGGAAUUGAUCUGACAGGUGUGAGCCGUGGGGAGGCUGUAGCCCUUUUGAAAAACAUCUCCUCGUCUGUUGUCCUCAAAGCAUUAGAAAUGAAAGACUGCAAGACCUUGGAGGAUGGCGAUGACCUCUCAUUGCUCGAUGCCAGUUUGAACUCGUCUAGCCCGAGCGAAUGGUCUCCUUCCUGGGUGAUGUGGCUCGAGGUCCCACGGUAUUUAUACAGCUGCAAAGAAAUUGUAUUACGAAGAAAUACAGCGGGAAGUCUUGGCUUCAGUAUCGUGGGGGGUUAUGAAGAACAAAGUGGGAACAAGCCAUUCUUUAUCAAAUCCAUUGUUGGAGGAACACCAGCGUAUAACGAUGGAAGAAUCAGGUGUGGUGACAUCCUCCUUGCAGUUAAUGGUAGGAGUAUCUCAGGUAUGGUGCAUGCCUGUUUGGCAAGGAUGCUCAAAGAACUGAAGGGGAAAAUUUCUCUCACCAUUGUGUCCUGGCCUGGCACUUUUUUAUAAAGAUGUAUCGCAAAUGGAGAGCGAAAAAUUAUCUGACACAAAAUCAGCCACUUAAUAUGGACGUUUGUUUACUCCACUUUCUGGUCAACUGUAUACUUGUAAAAGAAAACGUUGUGAAGUAUAAAUGUGCAUAACACAAACAGAAUGGUCUGAAGAAAAAAAUAAUGUGUGGUAUGUGUUAGAAAAACAUGCAAUUUUAAAGUAUGGAAGUCUACUGAGAUCAUAAGUUAGGGUACACAUCUUUACUGCGCUAUGUCUCAUGUUUGUAUUUUUAUAUCUAUUCCAAGCAGCAGUAGAAACAUGCUCCACCAACAGUUUAUAAACAAGGAAAACCACUUUAGACCUGUAAUUUGAAAAUAUUCUGAACUCCUGAAUAACUGUUGCAAUACUUUUCUAUUAUGUUGACAGCAUCUAUUCCAAGACAUAGAAAGCAGUCUGAUUGAAUACAUGAAAUCCCACUUUGUGAUCAGUAUGGAUCAGAUAUUUUUAAAUAUUUUGUUUCCCGGUAUGUAAUAACUGUGAAUGAAAUUUCAUUUUUACCAUUAAAAUAACUGUAAUUUGUAAA